Molecule: messenger RNA, 5429 nt
Organism: Oncorhynchus nerka (sockeye salmon)
Lineage: Eukaryota; Metazoa; Chordata; Actinopteri; Salmoniformes; Salmonidae
Product: NLR family CARD domain-containing protein 3-like
Exons: 8
Coding region: 2252-5224 (990 amino acids)
Biological process (GO): intracellular signal transduction
Molecular function (GO): protein binding
Source: RefSeq, a predicted model, not a curated record
UUAUACUAGGGGAUAUAUACUAUGGGAUAGCAUUCGUAAUUUUGGUCAACGUUUCGUGUGGAACCCUAAUUAGUAGGUAACAAUUGAACUGGUACAAAUCACCCAACCCUACUACACAUGUUCAGAUGAGCCACGACAACUAAUUCAAGCUGGAAGCUGUCGGACCACAUGCAGAACGAUUUGUUGACAUGACAUGUUUAGGCUUACAGUGGUGAGACAAUGUUGGGGACCAACUGGUUCCUACAGGGAGGAGGUGGAUCAGUGAAACGCUUUGUACCUUGACUCUCCCUUCAGUUCACCAGACAGCAGAAUGAAGAGCAGAGCUUCACACGAAGGGGAGAAGUAAAUUACUAAUGAUCACUACUGUAAGUUUUUGGGUCGUGUGUAAUAUGCUAGUGAUACAGUGCAUUUGAAAAGUAUUCAGACCGUAUUCUGACUUUUUCCACAUUUUGUUACAUUACAGGCUUAUCCUAAAAUUGAUUAAAUUGUUUUUCCACCUCAUCAAUCUACAAGCAAUACCCCAUAAUAACAAUGCAAAAACAGGUUUUUAGAAAUUUUAGCAAAAUUAUACAAAUAAAAAAAACGUCGAUAUCACAUUUACGUAAGUGUUCAGACCCAUUACUCAGUACUUUGUUAAAGCACCUUUGGCAGAAAUUACAGCCUCGAUUCUUCUUGGGUAUGACGCUACAGGCUUGGCACACCUGUAUUUGGGGAGUUUCUCCCAUUCUUCUCUGCAGAUCCUCUCAAGCUCUGUCAGGUUAGGUGGGGAGCGUCGCUGCACAGCUAUUUUCAGGUCUCUCCAAAGAUGUUUGAUCGGGUUCAAGUCCGGGCUCUGGAUGGGCCACUCAAGGACAUUCAGAUACUUGUCCCAAAGCCACUCCUGCGUUGUCUUGGCUGUGUGCUUUGGGUUGUUGUUCUGUUGGAAGGUCAACCUUUGCCCCAGUCUGAGGUCCUGAGCGCUCUGGAGCAGGUUUUCAUCAAGGAUCGCUCUGUACUUUUCUCUGUUCAUUUUCCCCUUGAUCCUGACUAUUGUCCCAGUCCCUGCUGCUUAAAAACAUCCCCACAGCAUGAUUCUGCCAGGAUGGUGCCAGGUUUCCUCCAGAUGUGACGCUUUGCAUUCUGGCCAAAGAGUUCAAUGUUGGUUUCAUCAGACCAGAAAAUCUUGUUUCUCAUUUCUCUGAGAGUCCUUUAGGUGCCUUUUGGCAAACUCUGUCAUGUUCCUUUUACCGAGGAGUGGCUUCCGUCUGGCCACUCUACUGUAAAGCCCUGAUUGGUGGAGUGCUGCAGAGAUAGUUGUUCUUCUGGAAGGUUCUCCCAUCUCCACAGAGGAACUCUGGAGCUCUGUCAGAGUGACCAUCAUGUUCUUGGUCACCUCCCUGACCAAGGCCCUUCAUCCCCGAUUGGUCAGUUUGGCCGGGGGACCAGCUCUAGGAAAAGUCUUGUUGGUUCCAAACUUCUUACAUUUAAGAAUGAUGGAGGCCACUGUGUUCUUGGGGACCUUCAAUGCUGCAGACAUUCCCCAAAUCUGUUCCCCGACACAAUCCUGUCUCGGAGCUCAACGGACAAUUCCUUCGACCUCAUGGCUUGGUUUUUGCCCUGACAUACACUGUCAACUGUGGGACCUUAUAUAGACAGGUGUGUGCCACUCCAAAUCAUGUCCAAUUAAUUGAAUUUACCACAGGUGGACUCAAGGAUGAUCAAUGGAAACAGGAUGCACCUGAGCUCAAUUCCGAGUCUAAUAGCAAAGUGUCUGAAUACUUAUGUAAAUAAGGUAUUUCUGUUUUGGAUUUGUAAUAAAUUUGCUAACAUUUCUAAAAACCUGUUUUAACUUCGUCAUUAUGGUGUAUUGUGUGUAGAAUGAUGAGGAAAGAAUUGUAUUUAAUACAUUUUAGAAUAAGGCUGUAACGUAACAAAAUGUGGAAAAACGGAAGAGGUCUGAAUACUUUCUGAAUGCACUGCAUUGUUUUUCGCUUAGCCAGUAAUGUCGGUUAUAGACCCUUUCUAGCUUGAGUCGCAAGAAAAUACCAAUCCUGGUCCUGGAGAGCUAGGUGUGCAGGCUUUAGUUCCAGCCCAGUACUAAUACACCUGACUAGCUACAACGGUGGGACUGUAAUGAUUUUCCCGGGUAGGGGGCUCGGCUUGGAUGCAUUUGACUUUUAAGAAUGCUGCAUGACUAUCAUGGCAGAUGAGUCAUGUGUAUCUGAAGUCUAUUGCAGAUAUCUUCCUCAUGUCUUAUCCUCAGUGAUCCAAAAUGUCUUCUGUUGCUGAGCUUCUGCUGGCCACUCUGGAGGACCUGCUCGAAGUAGAUCUAAAGACGUUUAAAUGGCGCCUGACCCAGGACGUGCUGGAAGGCUUUCCUCACAUUCCAGUGAGCCAGCUGGAGAAUGCUGAUAGACUGGACAUUACAAACACGAUGGUGGAGACCUAUGGUCCUGAGGGAGCUGUGAAGAUCUCACUGGAAAUCCUGAGGAAGAUGAAUCAGAACCAACUGUCUGAUAGGUUAAAGAACCAGUACAAUGAGGCCCCGAGUGCUCCAGUGGUUUUAGAAGUCAGAGUCCAAGACAAACUGAAAUCCUACCUUAAGAAGAAGUACGGCUGUAUAUAUGAGGGGACGUCAAAGGAAGGUGAUUUCAUCUACCUAGACCAGAUCUACACUGAGCUCCAUGUGAUCGAUGGGGCCUGGGGAGGGGUCAGAGAUGAGCAUGAGGUCAUACAUUUGGAAUCCAGAACACUAGCCACAGGAGAGACCACUAUUGAAGCCAGCAACAUUUUCAAACCCCGACCUGAUCAAAAGAAGCCCAUCAGAACAGGGCUUACACUGGGCAUCGCUGGCGUGGGAAAGACUGUCUCCGUUCAGAAGUUUAUUCACGACUGGGCAGAAGGAAAGGAGAACCAAGACAUUGAUUUCAUCUUUCCACUUCCUUUUUGCAAAAUUAAUUCUAAUAUGGGGGAAAAGGACUGCAGUCUGAUUGAACUGCUUCAUCAAUUCUUCACUGUCAUGGGACCGGUGAAGACCCUGGGGGAAGGUUCUAAAGUUCUGUUCAUCUUUGAUGGUCUGGACGAGAGUCGACUUCCUCUGAACUUCAACAGUAAGGUUCUGACAGACGACACAAAGCCAGCCUCGCUGGACCAACUGAUCACAAACCUCAUCACAGGAGAGCUCCUCCCCUCUGCUCUCAUCUGGAUAACCUCCCGACCUGCUGCAGCCAAUCAGAUCCCUCGUCAACACAUCCACCAGUGGACAGAGGUACAAGGGUUCAAUGACCAACAGAAGGAGAAGUACUUCACGAAGAAAAUUAGUGAUAAGAACCUGGCCAGCAGAAUCAUCAACCAUGUCAAGUCAUCAAGGAGCCUCCACAUCAUGUGCCACAUACCAGUGUUUUGUUGGAUUUUAGCCACUGUUCUAGCGAAGCUGUUGGAUGAAGCAGGGAGUGGAGAUUUGCCCAAAACCCUGACUGAGACAUACUUACACUUCCUGAUCUUUCAGACAGACAGGAUGAGAGCAAAAGGGAACUCCGUAGGAAGUGACAACAUAGUCCUCAAACUUGGAGAGCUGGCAUUUCAUCAGCUGGAGAAGGGAUAUCUUAUCUUCUAUGAGGAAGACCUGACAGAGUGUGGCAUUGGAGUCAGAAAAGCAUCCGUGUACUCAGGAUUGUGCACCGAGAUCUUUAAGGUGGAGGGGAGGACCAGUCAGAAGACAGUGUUCAGCUUUGUUCAUCUGAGCAUCCAGGAGUGUCUUGCUGCUGUUUAUGUGUUUCUCACAUUCAUAAACUGCAAUAAAAACCCACUGGUCCAACAGAACUCCUCCUUUUUGCGGAAACUUCGGAAACACCAACCUAUGAUGAACUUACUCAAGAGUGCAGUGGACAAGGCUCUAAAGAGUAAGAAUGGACACCUGGACCUGUUCCUCCGUUUCCUUCUGGGCCUCUCACUGGAGUCCAAUCAGACUCUCCUACAAGGCCUACUGACACAGACAGGAAGCAGCUCACAGACCAAUGAGGAAAUAGUUGAGUACAUCAAGAUGAAGAUCAGGAAGAAUCCCUCUCCGGAGAGAUGCAUCAAUCUGUUCCACUGUCUGAGUGAGCUGAAUGACCAUUCUCUAGUGAAGGAGAUCCAAAGAUACCUGAGCUCAGGAAGUCUCUCAGCAGCCAAACUGUCACCUGCACUGUUUUCAGCUCUGGUGUUUGUGUUGCUGACUUCAGAAGAAGAGCUGGAUGUGUUUGACCUGAAGAAAUACUUUAGAUCAGAGGAGGGUCUUCUGAGGAUGCUGCCAGUAGUCAAAGCCUCCAGAACAGCCCUGCUGAAUCAAUGUAACCUCUCAAAACGAUGCUGCAAAGCGCUGGGCACAGCUCUCAUCUCCUCACACUUGAAAGAGCUGGAACUGAGUGGCAACGACCUGCAGGAUUUAGGAGUGAAGCUGCUCUCUGCUGGACUGCAAAGUCCACAAUGUAAACUGGUGACACUGAAGCUGUCAGGCUGUCAGGUCACAGAGGAAGGAUGUGCUGCUCUGGCUUCAGCUCUGAGGUCAAACCCCUCCCACCUGAGAGAGCUGGACCUGAGCUACAAUGACCCAGGAGACUCAGGAGUGAAGCUGCUCUAUGCUAUAUGGGAGGAUCCACACUGUAAACUGGAGAAACUCAAUGUGGACCAUGGUAGAAGGUGCAGGUUAAAAUCAGGGCCCCAAAAAUAUGCCUGUGAUCUGACACUGGACCCAAACACAGCACACAGAACCCUCUCUCUGUCUGAGGAGAACAGGAAGGUGGAAUGGACCUGGAGGGAGCAGCCGUAUUCUGAUCACCCAGAGAGAUUUGAGGACUAUGAACAGGUGCUGUGUAGAGAGGGUCUGACUGGGUGCUGCUACUGGGAGGUAGAGUUGAGUGGGAGGGCUUGUAUCGCGGUAACAUAUAAAGGAAUCAGCAGGAGAGGAAAGGGUCCUGACAGUCGGCUUGGAGCCAAUGACAAGUCCUGGAAUCUGAACAGCUUUUAUGACAGUUACUCUGCCAGGCACAAUUAUAAGAGAACUGACAUACCUGUCCCCACGUCCCGCUCGAACAGAGUGGGAGUGUAUCUGGACUGGCCGGCCGGCACGCUGUCCUUCUACAGCGUCUCCUCUGACACACUGACCCACCUGCACACAUUCCACUCUACAUUCACUGAGCCCGUCUACCCAGGGUUUUAUGUAAGGGGUGACACGGGGACUGUGACCCUGUGUCAGGUAGAAUAACCUCCUGUGUCCUGGGGGAACACCUGAGUCUUCAGAGAAGUCAUACUCCUGUUCAAUCACAUCUGGGUGAAUAUACUGUACAUCUCUAAAGCUGCCUGACCUUGUAACUAGAAUCACCCCAUUGCUGUAAAAAAAACUCCCAUUUAAAAUCUCUUGUUGUUAUUGCUUUUCUUUAUUGUUUGUAAUAAAAUGUUUCUAGAAUGUU